Molecule: messenger RNA, 1443 nt
Organism: Mustela lutreola (European mink)
Lineage: Eukaryota; Metazoa; Chordata; Mammalia; Carnivora; Mustelidae
Gene: FXYD4
Product: FXYD domain containing ion transport regulator 4
Exons: 11
Coding region: 1005-1271 (88 amino acids)
Biological process (GO): regulation of sodium ion transmembrane transporter activity; potassium ion transmembrane transport
Cellular component (GO): membrane
Molecular function (GO): sodium channel regulator activity
Source: RefSeq, a predicted model, not a curated record
CAGGGCAGAGCAAAGGUGCUAGGGCCUUCUGGAGAAGUGGAUCUGAGGUCCUUUCCAUGCUUCCUGGAAACCUCCAAAAGCAAAGAGGGCCCUUUUUGCGAAUGCCUGCUUCAUGGCUGCUGCUUCCUCACUGUGACCUGACAGGGCAGAACACUGCUGAAGGGUUUAAUCACUUGAGCUAAGACCCCCUUCCUCCAUGAAGGCACAAUGUGACCUUGAGCAAGACCUUUCUCUUCUCUAGAAUGUGGUUUCUCUGUCGGUGGGGGGAGGGGGGCUCUCUAUUGAAGACCCCCUUUCUCUUAUGCUGCAGAUCUCUCUGGGCAUCCAACAGGGCCUUCCGAGCUCCAGUUACAGUGAGCCGAGCAGCACAAUCUGAUGUCAUCGUCCCCACAAACAUUCAGAGUAGGCUCGGUCAUGGUUCCUACUUUAUGGAUGAAUAAAUAGGAAGAGGGUAAAUUAGUUGCUCAAGUGCACAUAGCAAGUAACUAACAGAGCCUGGAUUUCACUUCCAAGUAUGUGCAAUUAAUGGUUCUGAAUCUUGAGGUUGACGAACUUUCCUCGCACUAGACCUAGGAGGCAUUCAUUCCACAAAUACAUAUUGAGGGCUGAUCAUGGAGCAGGCCCAUACCCCCGCAGAACCUACGCCGCAAACCUCAAAGGUAUUGUUGCCCUGGGCGGAGCUGUUGGGUUUAAAGAGCUGGAACCCACCUGGGCUGAACCCAGCCCCAGCAGCCUCUCCAGAUCUGCGCCCGGCUCUCAGGACACUGAAGCACCGAGAGGUGAAGCAAGCCACUGAGUCACACAGCUGUUAGCUGCCUGUUUCUCUGCGGCUCAACCCGGGUGUGCUCGCCCUUUGCAGAGACUAUCUUGGAAUUCAUCCUGAUAUCGCCCGAGGCCCAGACCUUUGGGAACAAUAGCUCAGGGCACUGUGAAUCUGGGGCAGGUCCUGGCUAUCUGACCCCAUCCCGCCCCCCUCCCCUGCAGUCCUGCUCUGCAGCCAUAUCAUGAACAGAGUGACCCGGGGCCUUCUCCUCACACUGGCAGGCCUGCCUGCCUUAGAAGCCAAUGACCUGGUUGAUAAAGACAGUCCCUUCUACUAUGACUGGGAAAGCCUGCAGCUGGGCGGCAUGAUUUUUGGAGGGCUCCUGUGCAUCGCUGGAAUCUUGAUAGCCCUAAGUGGAAAAUGCAAAUGCAAGUACAAUCAGAAGCACAGCCCCUUACCUGAGAAAGCCAUUCCACUCAUCACUCCAGGCUCUGCCAGUACCUGCUGAGCACAGGACCAGCUUCAUGGCACUCUUGGUACUGGCUCCGAUGCUGUUCCUUCCCCACGUGGUGGCCCUACGCUCCAUGAUGGCCUUUCCCCCCCACAGUGGGCCCUUAGUCUCCCUUCUGAUCAGAAGGCUGUCCAAAGCUUAUUUCUAAAUUAAACUGUCUCACCCCUCC